AUGUUUAAGCCUGUUCAGUUUUCCAAUAACGUAUCAGCAGCAAGCUCUGAUUCAGAAGUAGAACCUUUAGAGACACCUCAUAAAGAGGGCGAUGACGCUGAAAAGCAUGUUCGUUUAGACAUCGACACUAAGUCUGGAGAGCCUGUUUGCCCCAAUGAUGAUAACUACGAGCUUCCGAUCUUCCAGAAACGGCCUCUGAGUGACACGCCUGUUGGUUCUUACUGGAAUUCGCCAAAUGACUCUGGAGACAAUUCGCAGGACACGACUCCCAUUUCUUCGCCUCAAAACAGCACGAGCGAUCUGCGGGGACUACAGAAGAAGUACGAAGAAGACAAUGGGUCCAAAAUAUCAUCAACUCACUCUCAGUUUAUCCAUCCAAAAGUAAGACCCACCACUAUUGACGUGCCGGGACUGACCAAGUCACGCACUUCUCCAGACGGCACUAUCUCCAGCAAAGACCCGGGCUCCAAGCUCGUCAUCGUGAUGGUGGGACUGCCUGCCACGGGCAAAUCCUUCAUCACCAACAAACUGUCGCGCUUUCUAAACUACUCGAUGUAUUACUGUAAAGUUUUCAACGUGGGAAACACCCGGCGCCAGUUUGCCAAAGAUCACAAUUUGCAAGACCAAGAUUCCAAUUUUUUUGAUCCGUCCAACCCAGAAAGUAAAGCGCUGCGGGAAAAAUGGGCAAUAGAUACUUUAAACCAGCUUUUGGACUAUCUUCUCGAUGGACCAGGCUCUGUGGGAAUUUUCGAUGCCACCAACUCCACGAAAAGUCGGCGCAAAAAGGUUUUGGACAAAAUUCAUUCCCGCAACAACCAGAUCAAAGUUCUGUUCCUUGAGAGCGUAUGUUCUGACAAGGCAACGGUUGAAAAGAAUAUAAAGCUCAAACUGUUUGGCCCGGACUACAAGGGCAAAGACCCAGAGGCUUCUCUUCACGAUUUUAAAGAAAGACUCUCGAAUUACAUGCAGGCCUACGAGCAGGUUGAAGAUGAUGAAAACCUGCAAUACAUCAAGAUGAUCGAUGUAGGUAAAAAAGUCAUCUCUUACAACAUUCAAGGGUUUUUGGCCUCUCAAACCGUAUACUACCUUUUGAAUUUCAAUCUGGCGGAGAGACAAAUCUGGAUUACAAGAAAUGGUGAAAGUGAGUAUAAUGUUCAAGGCAAAAUAGGCGGUGAUUCAGACCUGACACCUCGUGGGAAACGGUACGCUAAAGCUCUUGCUCACUUCAUUGAUGAACAACGCGCCAUUUUCACUGAGAAUGAAAUGCAGUCGUACCUUGAGGAUCACGGUGAUACGAAGAACUUCAGUGCUACAGAAUUUUUUGUUUGGACAUCAAUGCUGAGACGGGCAAUAGAAUCUGGCGACUACUUCAAUGAAGAUGACUAUCCAAACAAGCAAAUGCGAAUGCUGGACGAACUCAGUGCUGGGGAUUGUGAGGGAUUGACCUAUGCCUCUAUACAGGCAAAACACCCUGAUGAAUUUGAGGAGAGACUUAAUGACAAACUAAGGUACAGGUACCCAGGAAUAGGUGGUGAAUCAUACAUGGACGUGAUCAAUCGUCUGAGACCUGUUAUCACGGAAAUUGAGAGAAUAAAGGAAAAUGUCCUGAUCAUCACACAUCGUGUUGUUGCGCGUGUUCUUCUGGGUUAUUUUCUCAAUUUGAACCGAGACAUCAUUGCUAACCUUGAUAUCCCUUUACAUUGCGUCUACUGCUUGGAGCCCAAGCCAUAUGGCGUUACAUGGUCUUUGUAUGAGUACGACGAAGCUAAAGACAGCUUUUUCAAAGUUCCUCAAAAUGAGCUCAACACGAUGAAGGUGAAGGAGAUUGGACUGGUUCAUUCUGAAAGAAGAUACUCGAUCGUUCCUACAGCACCUCCCAGCGUGGCUAAUACGAAAGGUGAAUUUAUGGCAAGUAACGCAAAUGCAGUCAACUUAACAAAAAACUCUACGCUAAAACCUGGCAACGCGUCUCAGCGUUUUCCGGCAACCGGCGGGGGUACAUCCAUUGCGAGACCUACAUUAAGACCUCAGACGUCACACCAUCCUAGCUCCAGCAGGUUAGCUAGAGGACUGGAAAACUGGAGCGAAGGUGAAAAUCGAUCUAUCUCGACACCACCACCUGCUGGAGGUGCACGUCAAAACAUCGAAAUUAAUAAACUUAACGAAAAGCUGGCCCGACUAGGAAUCACAGAACCUCAAAAGAACGUCGCGUCUAGACCUGCGCAAAUGAGCAGAAGUCAGAGCGAAUUUUAA
This is a messenger RNA of Lachancea sp. 'fantastica', 2253 nucleotides long. Lineage: Eukaryota; Fungi; Ascomycota; Saccharomycetes; Saccharomycetales; Saccharomycetaceae. The record is from the annotation of a GenBank genome assembly.